Scomber scombrus (Atlantic mackerel) is the source of this 3910-nucleotide messenger RNA. It is a transcript of the gene gpr180, whose product is annotated as G protein-coupled receptor 180. The record is from RefSeq and is a predicted model, not a curated record. The transcript has 10 exons. Bases 301 to 1605 code for a protein of 434 amino acids. Gene Ontology annotation, biological process: G protein-coupled receptor signaling pathway; response to pheromone. Lineage: Eukaryota; Metazoa; Chordata; Actinopteri; Scombriformes; Scombridae.
AGCAAAAACAAAGCAAUUAGUAAUUUUUGUGUGAACACUGAAUUACAUAACACAAUCACAAACAGUGAAAUUAAAACCACAAAUAGACACACAAGAGGUUUAAUUAUCCAGAUAAAAAGUUGAAAUGUAACAUUAUAUUGUUUUGAAAGGCUUUUAAUUUGGAGCAGGAGCAGCUGACUUCCGGCUAGUUGCUAUGUAACGGUGGUAGCUUGACGCAGCUGGUUGACUUCUGGCUUCGUGGCUCAUUGAAUUGAUUAGCUAACAUUUAUUCUGUUUUUACAGCGUCAGACUGCUUAAAAAAUGUCUCAUGUUAUAGCCACACUUAUAGCUGCAAUACUGCUCAGUUCACACGCUUUCGGGAAGACUGUGAAGGGACUUUUCAACACCGAAGUGGCGAGACAGCAAAGCGGCCAGUUCAUCACUAAAUUCAUGUACCAAGGUGAUGACAGUUUGUUCGUCUGCCGGCUCGAUAACCCCGCUCUGGCUGCAGAGAAGGAGUCCAGAUUGCUGCUGUAUCAGGACAUGGACCCAGACCUGGACAACCUCAGCUGCUCUGACAGAUUCACUCGAGCCCGGUUCAUCAUUUCUCUCACUCAAGAAGAACACAACCAGACGAUCCCUCAUCAAUCCUCCCCUAAAGUCUGGCAGGCCCUGUAUGCUGACAGAUACACAUGUCAGGAAGGCGGAGUGAUUCCUUCUCAUGCUGAUCUCAGUUUUACUGUCCUGCUGUUCAACCCCGACUCAGCAGGAAACCCUCUGGAUCACUUCAGUGCAGAGGAGGCAGGUCUUCAUAGUUUCUACUUCCUCCUGCUGCUGGCCUACUUCAUCGCCUGCUGUAUCUACAUCCAGCCUCUGUACCAGGCUCUGAGGAAAGGAGGUCCCAUGCACACUGUCCUCAAAGUGUUGACCACAGCGCUGGCAUUACAGGGCUGCUCCGCUCUCUGCAACUACAUCCACUUGGCCAGGUACUCCAGAGAUGGUGUUGGUAUUCCUCUGAUGGGCAGUAUGGCAGAGUUCUGGGAUAUGGUGUCCCAGGUGUCCAUGCUGUACACGUUACUGAGCCUGUGUAUGGGCUGGACUCUGAGUCGAGGCCGGAAGCCUCAGUCAAGACCUCUGCAGUGGGAACAGUCUCCGGCUUCCACGGCCGUCGCUGUCGGUGGAGUCGUCACACAGGGUGUGCUGCUGCUGUGGGAGCAAUAUUCAGAAUCAGAGAAUGACCAUCACAGCUACCACGCCCAGCAGAGUCUGGCAGGCCUCCUCCUCAUAGCUCUGAGGGUGGGCCUGGCCCUCCUGCUGGCCUCCGUCCUCUACCAGAUCAUCUCCACUGAGAGGAGCACCCUGAAGAAAGACUUCUACCUCUGCUUCGCCAAGGGAUGCUUCUUGUGGUUCCUCUGUCAUCCUGUCCUCGUCCUCAUGUCCUUUGUGUUCAGUGAUCACCAGAAGGAAAAGGUGGUAACUAUCGGCGUGGUCCUCUGCCAGUCCAUCUCCAUGGUGAUCCUCUACCAGCUCUUCCUGUCUCGCUCUCUCUACUGGGAAGUCUCCUCUCUCUCCUCCGUGUCGCUGCCACUCACCAUGUCCAGGACUAACCACAGGGGGCGCUACUGAGCACGUCCGCUGGCUUCACCUAAUCGUCACGGGGAAAGGGGGGAAAACACAGAGGGCGUCACCUCCCUUAACAUCCCACCCUGUCAGAAAAAAGGGGAGGGAGCGACGAGAGGAGAGAAGACGAGAAGCGCUGUCACACUGCAGGAACUGUUCUCCUCUGCUGUUUCUAGGGAGAAUAAUAAUGGCUUCUAGUGAGCAAGUUACCAGAGAGUGACAAGAUAUUUACAGCAACACCCUACCUCUAGUGAUUUUCGACUGGAUCCAACAUCAACAUUAGAACGGAGCUGCCGAGCAGGAGGAGAGGUAUUUAAUGCAGGACCACCUAGAGAAGGGACACAUGGCUUUCAAAGUAGGAUGUCACAGCGAACAGCCAAAGUACCAUUUCAAAACAGACAAACAUCUAGAUUUAAAUGACGCAUCAGCUGGCAAAGUAGUAUAAGGAAACUUCUCUGCAAGGACACAAAUGCAAUCUUUUUUGCUCCUGGCUUUGAUAAUCACACAAACAGCAGAAUCACAGACUUACUUAUGAGAUGCAGGGAUGUCAUUUGGAGCACAGAUUGGAGCAGUUUGCUAGUCCAAGUUACUUAAAUCAUCCCUGUCAUUGAGCAUGAUCCUCCUCAUUAAUCCAGACUUGGAGGAAAAGUGAGAGAAAGUAGCACAACUCAGUAAGGUUUGUCAACAAAUCCCAUGAAAAGACGAAAACCAGCAAUCUCAGUACUUUCUGACUUCCUACCCGCAAAAACAGGGUCAUAAAAAAGGCUCAGUAAUUUCCCCAAACAGCUGGGCACUGUAGUCCGUAGCAAAUAAAUACUAAAAUAGGAGUGAAUGGUUUAUUUGUUGGGGACUAUUUUAUGCUGCGGAUUAAUACACAGUUGGCACUUUAAUGAGCAUUUAUGGCAGCAGGACGGCAUGUGCAGGAUUGAGUUAUAAACUACAGUGCCUAUGUUUUUAUUGGUUUUUAGCCAAUAAUGGAGGUCAUAAAUCAAACUAUCGCUGCACAGACAAUUGCUAAUUUUGGUCUUAUGGGUUUUGUUGACAAUAAGAGAUGGAUGAGGAGGUGGUUAGAUUGACAUGUUUCUUAGAUAAAAGGGGGGCACACACUUAAAUGGACUCAAGAGACGAUGGUCAGACAUGUAAAGAUGAAUAAACUGAUGGAUACAGUACGUAGCUGGAUGGAAGAGUAGAGAAAAGUGUGCUUUAUCUUUGCAGAUCCAAAGUGAUGAAUAUGAGCCAAACGAUCCGUGUGAGAUCAAGCUGUACUUUAUUUAUUUCCUCACUUUCAACAUGACUUUAUUAGCUAACAGCAUGUGAGGCCUGAACCUUUCUUGACAAUAUAAACUGUAUGUAGCUGGAGACUCACUGCAUGACUUCUCUUUUUUUCCCCUUAGUAUUGCAUCAUUAUCUGGAGCGCACUACUUGGCUUCACAUUCCAGUGUGUUCGGGAGUAAUACAUGAGCUUUAGUGUUUAAAGCCAAAGUAAGCCAAAAAAAAAGAAGCUAUGGCUAUUGAUUGCUUAAAAAUGGAUCCCAGUGUGUAGAUAUUGUGCAUUCCAAUGAUGUCCCCAAUACUUCCACUCUUACUCUGUCAAAUUAUUCAGCUCUGGAGCCUGUAGCUUCUUUUUGGUCUUUGACACAUUUCACAAGAUAGAAAUUUCUCUUAAACUGACAUCUGACACGAAGCAUUUCUGACGUAUUUAGUUGUUACAUAUUUAUUUCUCAAAGUGAAUAUUUGAAAAGCAGCUUAUUAUACUGAAGCUUAAUCAGUCACUGUACAUUUUCAUAUUUGAUUCGUCUGCCGUUACUUCUGCCGACCACCUUCUCGUUUUACCAGAGUUUUCAACCAAAACGAACAGCCUUCAUCAGCUUGUUUUUACCCCAAAAACAACGGUUACAACAAUCUCCACCCACAUAUACAACCACUUUUAAAUCACAUGAAACUUUAAGGCUCAAUCCAACAGACACCACAAAAACACAUGAAAUAUUCCAUUACCCUUUAAAAUGUAAGUAAUCUAAUAGGUUAUUGAAGGUUUCUGGCCAACAUACUGAGUCACUGGGCAAGGACUCUAACUGUUCCUGACAAUUGCAUGACAUAAAAAUAAAUACACCUCAGUUAAUGACGUUAUACUUGAAAAUGAACUUUUGUUGGUAGUGUGUGUUUUCUGUGUAUGUGCAGUGUGUACCAUAUGUACACUUUAAGUGGGUGAAAGCGAAAGCCUCAACUGUACAUUUUAUUGUGUCCACAAAGACAGGUUUAUCCUAAUUAGACAACAUAGUAUGAAGCUUUACAUGAAGUAAAUCAGUUGCAG